AAUCAGCAGCCGCGGGGCGGAGUGGCGGCGCCUCCCGCGCGGCGCGGAGAGCGAAGCAGAGGCGCCUCUGCCGUCCCGCAGCGGACGAUGCCACGCUCACCCGUGCUCUCGCUGCUCCUGCUGCUGCCGCCGCUGGCCCUGGGCCUCGGGCUCCUCGGCGCGGGCGGCCGGCGCCCCGACUGUGGUCCGUGCCGGCCCGAGCGCUGUCCUGCGCCCGCGCGCUGCCCCGCGCCCGGCAUCCCGGCGCGCGACGAGUGCGGCUGCUGCGCGCGCUGCCUGGGUGCCGAGGGCGCGAGCUGCGGGGGCCGGGCAGGCGCGCGCUGCGGCCCCGAGCUGGUGUGCGCGAGCCGCGCCGCCGGGGUGGCGCCCGAGGGCACCGGGCUCUGCGUGUGCGCACAGCGCGGCGCGGUGUGCGGGUCCGACGGCCGCUCCUACCCCAGCGUUUGCGCACUGCGCCUGCGCGCUCGGCACGCUCCUGGAAGGCACCUUGGCCACCUGCACAAGGUGCGCGAUGGCCCCUGCGAAUUUGCUCCUGUGGUCGUCAUCCCACCCCGAAAUGUUCACAACAUCACUGGGGCCCAGGUGUACCUGUCCUGCGAGGUGAGGGCGGUGCCUCCCCCAGUCAUCACGUGGAGGAAGGUCACACAGUCUCCUGAGGGCACCCAGGCGCUAGAGGACCUGCCUGGGGACCAUGUCAAUAUCGCUGUCCAGGUGCGAGGGGGUCCUUCUGACCACGAGGCCACAUCUUGGAUUUUGAUCAACCCUCUGAGAAAGGAAGACGAGGGAGUGUACCAGUGCCACUCGGCCAAUGCGGUUGGGGAGGCCCAGUCCCACGGCAAGGUGACAGUUAGCAACCUGAGCACGUACAAAGCCCCUCGCUUCCCAGCUCCACACGACCGCAUGUGACAGAGGUCUCAGAAGCAUGAUCACGGGAUGAUGGGAAAGUCAAGUUGUGGGUGGUUUUGCUGUGUGACAAGUUGGAAAGACUGUUUGUAGAUGACCCCUUUUGUAUGUUUUUAAAAACUAGAUGCAAACUAGAUUCAUAUGCAGAUGUAGUUUUUAGCAGGGCAAACACGGGGAAAAUGUCUGGACUGCACGUGUUUUUUUUAUACUUUUGAAAUGAAUUGCUCUGAGAGAAUUCUUUUUUUAACUACCCCCUCCCCGGGGGAGAGCAUGUUGCGGUGUAUUUGUAACUCUAAAGGGCUAGACGAGGGGUGUGCGCUGUGACCCUUCACCUCAGUUGUCUGCGGCUGAUUGGUGGAGCUCUGUGACUUAGUGUGUGUGGUAGAGCCGAGGAAGAGGGUCCCUGUCCUUUGCCUGACCUCUCAUUUGCUGUGUGACCUGGACAGGUCCCUUCCCUCUCUGGGCCUUGGACUCUUCACCUGUGAAUGUGGCCUUUGGACUGGAUGUUACCUGUGUCUCUUUGAGCCCUGUCAUCCUAGAGUAAGAUGGCCCUACAGAAAAAAAUACAGGAAGUGUGGGCUUAGCGUCCUUUUUUAAAUGGUAUUUCCUCAAAAACAAACACCACUGCUUCACACUAGGGCAGUGAUGGCGAACCUAUGACUUGCGUGUCAGAGGUGACACUUGAACUCAUUUUUUUGGUUGAUUUUUCUUUGUUAAAUGGCAUUUAAAUAUAUAAAAUAAACAUCAAAAAUAUAAGUCUUUGUUUUACUAUGGUUGCAAAUAUCAAAAAAUUUCUAUAUGUGACACGGCACCAGAGUUAAGUUAGGGUUUUUCAAAAUGCUGACACGCCGAGCUCAAAAGGUUCGCCAUCACUGCCCUAGGGUGAGGACAGCUGGCUGCAGCUCUUCUAUUCCUGCCACUCUCCCAUUUUAAAGAAACACUUUACCAGACUCAGGGGCCCCAUGGCUGGGCGUUUGGGGACCGAGAUGUCUACUUGUUCCCAAGCCCAGCAUUCCUGAACCAGGUGGGCAGUGGAGACCUGAUUCCUAGACAUCAAAUUGUAAAAACAGGGUCCCAUGCUCUCUCUGGGCUGUGGAACGAGAGUGUAAUAGAAGGUUUGACUUAGAGGUGUUUUGAUUUCAGCCAGGAAUGGGGCUUGCUUUCUUUAUUUUAAAUGAAGAAAGGAAGAAGGAGAAUAUUUAAUGUCUGGGCUAAAAAAAAAAAUAGAUCUCCUCGGCGAUUAAAACUUUUAAAAUCGGGAUCUCA
This is a messenger RNA of Myotis daubentonii (Daubenton's bat), 2169 nucleotides long. RefSeq names its product insulin like growth factor binding protein like 1 (gene IGFBPL1). Lineage: Eukaryota; Metazoa; Chordata; Mammalia; Chiroptera; Vespertilionidae. Gene Ontology annotation, cellular component: extracellular region. Gene Ontology annotation, molecular function: insulin-like growth factor binding. Gene Ontology annotation, biological process: regulation of signal transduction; regulation of cell growth. The record is from RefSeq and is a predicted model, not a curated record.